ACACCCGAACCCGCAUGCCGCUUUAUAUACCGCUCCCAGCGCUGAACCCUAGUUCCUCUUCGCCGUCCGCACCCGCCUCGCCAUCUCGCUCGCCGCUCCCGCUUCGCACCGCCGCUCGCCACCCCAACCGCCGCGAGGAUGCCGUUCAAGAGGUUCGUGGAGAUCGGGCGUGUGGCCCUGGUGAACUACGGCAAGGACUAUGGCCGCCUCGUCGUCAUCGUCGACGUCGUCGACCAGAACAGGGCACUUGUGGAUGCCCCUGAUAUGGUCAGGUGCCAGAUCAACUUCAAGCGUCUUUCACUUACCGACAUCAAGAUUGACAUCAAGCGUGUCCCUAAGAAGACAACUUUGAUCAAGGCAAUGGAGGAAGCUGAUGUCAAGGGCAAGUGGGAGAACAGCUCGUGGGGCAAGAAGCUGAUCGUCCAGAAGAGGAGAGCGGCGCUCAAUGACUUCGACAGGUUCAAGGUCAUGUUGGCAAGGAUCAAGAGGGGUGGUGCUAUCAGGCAAGAACUGGCCAAGCUCAAGAAGGCGGCCACGGCUUAGAAUCCCUUUUUGGUGGAUGGCAUGUUGAGUUUGUGGUUCCAUGUUGGAUCAGAAAAUCGUUUCGGUGUUCUUAAAAGCCAGAUUAGUACUAUUGUUUCUUGUGAACCUAUUUCAAAUUUUUAUCAAGAAUGGCUGUGCCCUAGAGAUUGUCA
This is a messenger RNA of Phragmites australis (common reed), 695 nucleotides long. RefSeq names its product large ribosomal subunit protein eL14-like. Gene Ontology annotation, molecular function: structural constituent of ribosome; RNA binding. The transcript is spliced from 5 exons. The record is from RefSeq and is a predicted model, not a curated record. The coding region runs from base 139 to 543 and encodes 134 amino acids. Lineage: Eukaryota; Viridiplantae; Streptophyta; Magnoliopsida; Poales; Poaceae. Gene Ontology annotation, biological process: ribosomal large subunit biogenesis; translation. Gene Ontology annotation, cellular component: ribosome; cytosolic large ribosomal subunit.